UCUGCUUCCUCUGCAACCAUGUCUGACAAACAUGAUAUGGCUGAGAUUGAGAAAUUUGAUACGUAUAAACUAAAGAAGACAAAGAUGCAAGAAAAAAAUCCACUGCCGUCCUAGGAAACGAUUGAACAGGAGGAGCAAGCAGGCGAAUCGUAAUGAGGCCUGAGCUGCCAAUAUGGGCUGUAUAUUCCACACGCAUUCCCUUCUUAUUUUACUUGUUUGAGCUGUUUAACUUUGUAAGCUGGAAGGAGGUUAGAUCGAGUUUAAAUGACUUCUGCCCCUUUUCUCAUCAAAGAAUCUGAACUACU
This is a messenger RNA of Leopardus geoffroyi (Geoffroy's cat), 305 nucleotides long. RefSeq names its product thymosin beta-4-like. Gene Ontology annotation, molecular function: actin monomer binding. Gene Ontology annotation, cellular component: cytoplasm. Lineage: Eukaryota; Metazoa; Chordata; Mammalia; Carnivora; Felidae. The record is from RefSeq and is a predicted model, not a curated record. Gene Ontology annotation, biological process: regulation of cell migration; actin filament organization.